AUGUUGAGAGCCCGAUUCUCGACCCUGCGAUCCGUACUCACCAAGGUGGUCACGCCGCCACCGGUCGUGCCUCCUGUGCUUCCUCCACCUGUAAAGCCUCCAAAAAAGUCAUUUUCUUUGCCAAAAUUUUUAUUCCUGGCAACACUUAUUGGAUCGCUUGCCUAUGGUGGAACACUCUAUGUGGCCACCAAAAACGAAAAAGUCAUGGAUUAUGUGAUUGACUACCAGCCUCCUUUCUACGAGGAAAUUCUACGCAUGAUCGAGACCGGGUCGAUUGAUGAAAUCCGGGAUGCAUGGGACUCGCUUCGGGACCGAAUUUCCAACGUUGACUUUCUGUCUUCAAAAUCGAAAAUAGACAAGUUUGCCAACGACUUGGAGAAUCGUGGUGAGCAAUUGAUUCAGAAAACCCGUCAACGUUGGGGUCAAGACACUGCUCCUACUCCUCAUGAACAAUUGCAGAAACCAGUGGAAACAACCCAAAAACUGCCUGAACUGCUUCCCUUGCUUUCUUACAAGGGUAUAAACGAGAGCGUACACGCCACCGUUGCCUCUUUCAACGAAUUGAUCAAACUGAUCGAUAUAAGUGGUCCUGGUAGCAAUGACUUGGUCAAGGCUAUCCAAGACAAUGUUGCUAAAUUAUCGCAAAAAGUGGACGCAUUGACUGCCAGUUUCGACGAUGAACUUAAGAAAAACCUCAAGGUGUCGCAAAAUGAGCUUUUGUCGUCAUAUACCAAGAAAGAGUUGGAAUUGACCGAGAACUUGCUCCACCAAUACAAUACCGAACGGGCUCAAUUGGAAAAGAAAUUGAACGCUAGAUUGGAGCAAGAGAUUGCCAGUGCCAAGGAAGCCAUUUCUCAGGCAGCUGUAAAUGCAGUGACCAUGGUUCGUAUCGAACAAACCAAGAACUUUGAAAAGUUGGUCAAGGACAAAGUGGAUGGUGAAAGACUGGGCCGGUUGGCCAACUUGGAUAAGCUCAGCAGCCGUUUAGACGAAUUAGAACAAUUUGCCGAGUCUUUGGAACAACAGAUCGUUGCUAACCACAACCGCAGCACUAUUAACCGGUCAUUGGCCGAGUUGAGGUCGCUCAUCUCCAGCACCGAGGGAACUACCCCAAAGCUGUUGGCACCAUACUUGGGUCAAUUGAUCGAGGCAGUACGUCCUAUCAACGAUGAACUCAUUGAUGCCACCUUGAAGGAAAUUGUUCCUCUUCUCCAGCACGAGUCGUCUCAUUCGAUUUUGUCCACAUCUCAGCUUCUUGCUCGUUGGGAACUCUUAUCACCUGAGCUUCGGUCAGCAUCGUUGCUUCCUCCUAAUGCUGGUUUGCUCGGACACUUCACCUCGUUCGUCUUUUCCAAGCUUUUGCUUCCGGUAAAAGGUGCAAAGCCAAACGGUAAAGAUAUUGAGUCUGUCAUUGGCCGGGUAGAAGCCAAUCUUGUUAGAAAUGAAUUGGACUUGGCAGUGGAAGAGGCUGCAAGUUUGAAAGGAUGGCCAAGAAAAUUGGCAGACGACUGGGUCGUGGAGGCAAGAAAGAGAUUGGAAGCCGAGUUCUUGUUGGGGCUCAUAGAGGGAGAGGUGCGUCUGUUGUAG
Meyerozyma guilliermondii ATCC 6260 is the source of this 1587-nucleotide messenger RNA. RefSeq lists its product as uncharacterized. The record is from RefSeq and is a predicted model, not a curated record. Lineage: Eukaryota; Fungi; Ascomycota; Pichiomycetes; Serinales; Debaryomycetaceae. The transcript has a single exon. Gene Ontology annotation, biological process: cristae formation. Gene Ontology annotation, cellular component: MICOS complex. Bases 1 to 1587 code for a protein of 528 amino acids.